AUGCCUUUCCAGCAAAAGGAAUUCUCCGACUUUCCUGCUCCGCCUCCCGUCGGCACCCCGACCGACUCUUCCGACGCCCAGCCUUGGUAUUCGAUCGGUCCGGGCAUCUGGGAAUUGCUGUUGAACGGAGAGAAAGACUCCCACCACAAGUCGGUCCUGCAGUGGUUCGAGCCCGGCCAGAAGUCCCCACAAACCGAGCCGAUCACCCAUCCCUAUGUGGAGGAGGUGUGCUUCCUACAAGGCGGGCUGCGAGACCUCACGCUGAAUCAAGAAUGGGGGCCUGGUGCAUACGCGUACCGAAGGCCGGGCAUGAAGCAUGGGCCGUAUCAGGCAUCUGAACGGGGCUGUUUGGAGUUUGUCAAGUUGAGCCCAGCAUGA
Aspergillus melleus is the source of this 378-nucleotide messenger RNA. RefSeq lists its product as uncharacterized. NCBI's taxonomy places the organism in Eukaryota, Fungi, Ascomycota, Eurotiomycetes, Eurotiales, Aspergillaceae. The coding region runs from base 1 to 378 and encodes 125 amino acids. The transcript has a single exon. The record is from RefSeq and is a predicted model, not a curated record.